GCCUUGUCAAGUAAAUAUGGGCGCGUUAAUAGAAAAUUAAUGUUUUCAAGGGUAAAUUAACUUAAAUGCAGAUGACUUAUUACAUUUUUUCACACGUAUCAGCACAUUUAAUUAAUUUAUAAAAAUAAAAUUUAAACAAAUCCCAAAAUUAAAGCAAUAUGGCUAAUUUAAUUGAAAAUUCAAAAAAUCGAUUAUUUCUGUGACAGCGGUGCGGCUCGUGUGACGUGACGUAACCGUUCAUCAAAUUAUCAACGUCUUUUUUCCAGUUUUCUUUAAUUCCAUGUCUGGAUUGCAAGUUCGAAAAAUGGCUAAUACCUGGUCAGAGGACGAAAUUGGCAAAAAAUGGGACAGAUGUUUCACAGACGCAGUCCUUAAAUUAGGAGGUGGAAUUCUCAUAGGUUCUACAAUUUCCCUGCUUUUCUUCAGAAGAAAAUGGCCUGUGAUAGUUGGGGCCGGUUUUGGGUUAGGAAUGGCUUACUCAAAUUGCGAGAAAGACAUCAAUGCGUCGGUGAGUCAAUGUAAGCCAAAAAGUCGAUGCGAGAAAAAGAAGUAAUAAAUUGUGAGAAAAAAAAAAGAGUCUUGAAAAGAUCGUCAAACAACCGACGAUUUCGAAAAGCGAAGCUCUUAAAAUAGUUGAAGAUGUAAGUUAUGUAGAGCCAGAGUUUUGGAACUAAAAUCGAUGCAGUGUAUAUAUUAUAGUACUAAUUAUCAACUUGUACCUUAAGGGGAAUAAAUAAAGGCUCAUUUGUUAUUUUAAAA
Molecule: messenger RNA, 759 nt
Organism: Belonocnema kinseyi
Lineage: Eukaryota; Metazoa; Arthropoda; Insecta; Hymenoptera; Cynipidae
Product: MICOS complex subunit Mic10-like
Exons: 3
Coding region: 281-553 (90 amino acids)
Cellular component (GO): mitochondrial inner membrane; mitochondrion; MICOS complex
Source: RefSeq, a predicted model, not a curated record